Sphaerulina musiva SO2202 is the source of this 960-nucleotide messenger RNA. Its product is annotated as MFS general substrate transporter. Gene Ontology annotation, biological process: transmembrane transport. The transcript is spliced from 3 exons. The record is from RefSeq and is a predicted model, not a curated record. Gene Ontology annotation, molecular function: transmembrane transporter activity. The annotation marks the transcript as partial. NCBI's taxonomy places the organism in Eukaryota, Fungi, Ascomycota, Dothideomycetes, Mycosphaerellales, Mycosphaerellaceae.
GUCACUUGGGACCAGGACGACCCAGAAAAUCCACAUAACUGGCCCGCACAUCGACGAUGGACAUCCACGGUCCUGAUUGCCAUGUACGCGUUCAUUGCGCCCAUGGCUUCGACCAUGGUCGCGCCAGCUCUGGACACACUCAAGGACGAGUUUGAUGUGGAAUCGACGGUCGAAGAGUUUCUCAUCAUGUCGAUUUUCUUGUUGGCUUUUGCCAUCGGCCCAUUCCUGUGGGGACCAAUGUCGGAGGUGUUUGGCCGCGUGCGAGUGAUUCAAAUUGCGAAUACUAUCUUUUUGAUCUUCAAUACCGUGUGUGGCUUUGCGAAGACGAAGCAGCAGAUGAUGGCGUUUCGGUUCCUUGCGGGGAUUGGGGGCAGUGCACCUCAGGCGAUUGGAGGCGGCAUCUUGAGUGACUGCUUCAGGGCGGGCGAGAGAGGUUUGGCAACGGCUAUUUACAGCUUGAUGCCCUUUCUUUCCCCUGCAAUCGCACCGAUCAUGGGCGGCUACAUGACCCAAUACAUCAGCUGGCGAUGGGUCUUCUGGACGACCAGCAUCUUCGACGCUGUGGUACAGAUUGCGUGUAUCAUUCUGCUUCGGGAGACACAUCAUCCUACCGUCUUAGCCAACAAAGUCAAGGCGCUCAAGAAGUCUACCGGUAACCAGGACCUUCACACCAAAUGGCAAGGCCCGGAACAUACCAUGAAGAAACGACUCAUGAAGAGCUGUGUACGUCCCUGGAUCAUGCUUACCACUCAACCAGCACUCCAAGCAAUGGCUCUCUUUCGAGGCUACCAGUACGGCCUGAUGUAUCUCGUCUUCGCAACCUUCCCCAUGGUGUUCGAAGACGCAUACGACCAAGACACCGGCCGAGCAUCACUCAACUACCUCUCCCUGGGCAUCGGCUUCGUCAUCGGACUGCAAAUCUCCGGCACCAUGCAAGAUAAAAUUUACACGUGGUGCAAA